AUGAGCAACCCCCUCGCAUCCAAAACCCAGGGUCAGAAGAUCUUCGAGAAGCUCAAGGCCCACCGCUCCAAUAAGAUCUGCUUCGACUGUGGCGGAAAAAACCCGACGUGGGCGUCGGUGCCCUUCGGAAUCUACCUCUGCCUUGACUGCAGUGCUCACCACCGCAACCUCGGUGUCCAUAUCUCCUUUGUCCGCUCCACCGUUCUGGAUCAAUGGCAAUGGGAGCAGCUCAGGACGAUGAAGGUCGGCGGGAACGAGUCGGCGACCAAGUACUUCCAGUCGCACGGGGGCUCGGCAGCUCUUGCGUCAAAGGAUCCAAAGGUCAAAUAUGGAUCUAGCACAGCAUCAAAGUACAAAGAGGAGCUCAAGAAGCGCAGCGCGGAGGACGCGAAACUGUAUCUGGGUGAAGUCGUGGUUGAGGGCGGCGACGAGCCGGCCACCCCCGCUGAGACAGAGGAUGACUUUUUCUCAUCGUGGGAUAAGCCUUCGAUUAAGCGACCCACGCCCCCGCCUUCACGCACGGCGACACCACCGGUCAUUGGGCGCACUUCAUCACCCUUGGUUGCUAAUGCCGCCGGCGGCGCUGAUAUCGCGAGGACAAAGUCACCACUGACGUCCGGCGGUUCGACCCCGGCGACCACUCCCCCCGUUUCUCGUACUACGACCUCUUCCGCGCUCCGCACAAAGGCAGGUGGUGCGUCUGCGGCUGGGGCCCGCCGUACUGGUGUCCUAGGCGCAAAGAAGCCGCAGAAACUUGGUGCCAAGAAGGUUACCGGUGGUGAUGUCCUUGACUUUGAGGAGGCCGAGAAGAAGGCAAAAGAGGAAGCGGAGAGGAUCGCAAAGUUGGGAUACAACCCCGAUGAUGAGGUGAAGGACACCAAGGCCAAGCCUCUCAGCCCGGUUCCUGCGUCUAGCACUGCCUCCCACCAGAGGCAGAGCAGUGAAACCGAGAGAUUGGGAUUGCAGAUGGGACGACUUGGGUUCGGGCAGACUGCUGGCGCUGCUGUAGCGAAGCCGGCUGCGAAGAAUAUGGGUGGUUUCGGAUCUGUUGGGCCUGUUAAGGCUGCUGUUGAAGAUGAUGACGAGAGAUAUGCUCGUACCAAGUUUGGUGCUCAGAAGGGUAUCUCUUCUGAUGAGUUCUUUGGAAAGGGAUCGUUUGAUCCCACAGCGCAAUCAGAAGCCAAGACCCGUCUUCAAGGGUUUGAGGGCGCCAGUGCUAUCAGUAGCAGCCAAUACUUUGGCCGUGAUGAGGAUGAACGUGCAGGCAGCGCCGGAGGUGACGAUUUCAGCAACCUUGAAGUUACCGCCAGGGAAUUCGCCAGACGAUUUGCAGGCACUGCCAGCGAGGACUUGGAGAACGCCGCGGCAGCGCUCGGGCAAGGUGCUAGUAGACUGCAGGAUGUCGUCAGGCAGUACAUGCGAUAG
This is a messenger RNA of Morchella importuna, 1425 nucleotides long. RefSeq lists its product as uncharacterized. Gene Ontology annotation, biological process: COPI coating of Golgi vesicle. Lineage: Eukaryota; Fungi; Ascomycota; Pezizomycetes; Pezizales; Morchellaceae. The transcript is spliced from 5 exons. The record is from RefSeq and is a predicted model, not a curated record. Bases 1 to 1425 code for a protein of 474 amino acids. Gene Ontology annotation, molecular function: GTPase activator activity.